This is a messenger RNA of Culex quinquefasciatus (southern house mosquito), 1936 nucleotides long. RefSeq names its product histone-lysine N-methyltransferase NSD2. Gene Ontology annotation, molecular function: histone H3K36 methyltransferase activity; protein binding. Bases 913 to 1419 code for a protein of 168 amino acids. NCBI's taxonomy places the organism in Eukaryota, Metazoa, Arthropoda, Insecta, Diptera, Culicidae. The transcript has 2 exons. Gene Ontology annotation, biological process: regulation of DNA-templated transcription. The record is from RefSeq and is a predicted model, not a curated record. Gene Ontology annotation, cellular component: chromatin; nucleus.
GGGAUGACACUUCGCGAUUUGAAUAAAAUCGCGCCAAAUCGCGUCAAAUUCCUUCAUUCUUGUUCAUCGUACCUUCAUUGCGGUCGUUUUUCCCUCAUCGCGCCAAAUCGCGCCAGAUCGCGCUCAUCGUGCUCAUCGUGUUCAGAUUGUGCUCGAAUGAAAAUUUACAUUCAUGCAGUCAGAGUUGCCAUAAAAAAAUCGUUCUAGCAGUUUUCCAUGAAACUGGCCGCACUGUUGAAAUGUUUAUUUUUAUUGAUUCGAGCAGUCCGAAAAAGUAAAUAAACCGAAAUUCUUCGUUGUUUCGGGACGGAUUGCGGCAGCUGCUCUUGAAGAUUUUUUCGCGUUCGACAAGGUGUUCAGUUCGAGGUUCAACCGGAACUUUUUCACCUGGUAUGAGCUAGAUCCUGCACCCCGAGAGGUGGUGACACUUCGGUGUAACUGGUUUUUCCUAAGCUGCAAGGUCUCAUCUGCUGUGAAACCGGCGAAACCUGCCUGACGGCCUUCCACCUCGAGUGACUCCGCCGGAAGGUCGCUACAUCUGUGAAAAAUUCGAAUCCGGCCGAAUGAUUCUGUACGACGAAAUAGUCUGGGCCAAAUGUUCCGUGUUCAAGUUCUGACCCGCGCUCACGAUUCCCCCUCCAGCGGUCUCGGACGUGUUGUUCCGGCGGCAACACAAGCAAACGGACGUUUACGUGCGCUUCUUCGGCACGCACGACCUUGGCUGGAUCAAUCGGAGGCGAAUCUACCUCUAUCACGAGGUCGACGCGGACAGCGUGACGGAUAGAAAGCGGUCGGGCAUGAUGGAGCGAUACAACGAGGCUGCGCGUGGCACGGCAGGGUUUCAAGCAGCUGCAGGCAGAAAAAUCUUACGCCCAGGAAUCUGCCCCGGACGAUUUGAGCUUUAAACCGCCGAUGUACGUCAACAUCAAGUCCAGCGCGGCCAGAGACGAGGAGGACUCGAUCUGUGAGGGCAAAUUGUUGGACAAGGACCCGUGCGGGUUACACUCGAACUGCAUCAACCGGGCGCUGCUCUUGGAGUGCAAUUUGAAGACUUGUCCAGCAGGCGAAAUUCACCAGAACCAGUGUUUCAAACGGAAGUACAUAGUACAAACGGAUACCCAACAAGGGUUGGAACUGGUCGCUCAGGAAGAUGCACCAGGGUCUGUUUGUGGUAAAGUCCGAGAGGGGAUCAACAACGGGGAGUUAACGCGGCGGAUAAAACAAAAGCAGGAGCAACAGGGCAAAAAUUACUAUUUCAUGACGGUGGACUCGGAGUUGACGAUCGACGCGGAGCCCAAGGGCAACUUGGCCCGGUUCAUCAACCGCUCGUGCGAGCCUUGGUGCGAGCCCUACUGCGAGACGCUGCUUUGGAAGGUCGGCGGAAGCCAAUCCGUGGGGCUGUUUGCCCUCAGUCCUUGAGGCGGUAAGUUUUUCAAAAUCCCGCUUCAAACAUUUUCUAUAACUAACUCUUCUUACUCUUUACUCCGCCAAGGCUAAAAGCUCAUCUUAACUACAAUUUUGAGAACUUCGACGACCAGAAGAUCUGCCACUGUGGUGCGGACAAGUGUUCCAGGCUGAUCGUCAGCCAAGGGACGGAGAACCGGAUUGAGGAGGCUACAACGGUCUUGCGCGACUUGCAGGUGCAGAUUGCAACGUGGGUUACCUGCUCAAGUGCUCAAACGCCAACAGUGACCCACGUCAGCGGAAAAGUACCUUGCGGAUCCAUCGUGGAAAGAAUUCUACCUUGCCAAGGGUUGACCAUUAAACGUUCACGAAGAAACCAACCUAUGUUACUAAGUUGUGUGAACCGUAACAAAAGAAUAUAAAAAAAUGUAAAUGUUAUCGAAAUAAAUUUAAAACGCUGCGGCAGUUGCAGCCGCAAUCGGUGGAGCUACUCCGGUAGCCUCCUGAGCUUCGGUGGGAGAAUGUCCUUUUU